Molecule: messenger RNA, 6018 nt
Organism: Caenorhabditis auriculariae
Lineage: Eukaryota; Metazoa; Nematoda; Chromadorea; Rhabditida; Rhabditidae
Source: the annotation of a GenBank genome assembly
AUGGAUCAUACUUGUUUCCAGUCACGGCUUCGAGGUUGGUUUCAAUUAUUUUUAACUUCUUUCUAUACAUUACCAUGAGCUAUUCAGAAAUUGGAGUGUUUUUCACACAAUUAUGUUUUACUCCAUGUAAUAAAUUAUUUUUUUACUACCUUUAGUCACGUAUGAAUUAUAGGCUUUCAGAGAAUUCAGCAAAGAUUCUUGAACUGGAUAAGACGUAUUUUUCAGAAUCCCACAUAAAAAUUGGAUUACUGAUGACUUUAGUCUCAGGUUCCAGCUAUGAUAAUCGAAAAAAGCUUGAGAUUUCUAAAAGUUAACUUUUGAGUUUUUUGGUUUCAAUAUCCUUUUUCUAACUGUGAAAUGGGUGUUUUUUCCCCUAAACCUUCCUACUUACUUUAUUCUAUCAGAAUUGGAGAGAUAGAAAAAGAAAAAAAAAGUUAAUAGUUCGUGAGGGACUGGGUCACUGCAAACAAAACCAUGUACAGAUAACAAUCUUUGAUAUUGAUUAUUUUCCUCCUGUCAUUUGAAAAAUGUCUUUUAUCAUCAUAAACCCGUAUAAAGUAGGAACUUGUCUUUCAAAUCGUUCCAAAAGUUAAUUUUUUUGGACCCGAGUUAAACUUAAAUGGUGAAAAGGGAAAAUCGCCAACCGGUCUUCAAUCAACGCCGCGUGACCUGUGAAUGACAGCCAAGAGCGGAAAUGUCGCUUCUUUUUAUUGUCAAGGCCUCCCCCGUCUUUUCGUUUUUUUUUUUUUCAACAUUUAGAUUGUUAAGAAACGCUUUGAAUAUGUAUAAAUCAAUUUGGAUUUCUUCAAAUCUUUAGAAAACUUUUAUCUGAAGAAAACACCAUCUUUUUUUUUUACCGACAGUCAUUUUUCAAAAAAACAAAAACUCAAAAUUUUUUUUCCUUUUUUAUCGAUAAGAUAAAAUGUUUAACGUUGAUUCAUUGGAGAUUUUUCUGUUCACGCCAGUCAGUUACAGAGUUAGAAAAUCGUAUUCGCAAAUGGAAACUGCUCAAACUUGGCUUCGUAGAGACAAGAUUGCGCGAACGACGGGACAGACGGUCAAGUUCAACGGGUCGUUGUGAGUAAAAAAUUUUCUUCGAGUUUAUUUCUCCAUUCCAGCUGUUCGAAACGUAGAAGAAGAGCCUAGCACAAAAGAAGUUCGCAGCAAAAUAUCGCCUUUGGCGUUAGGUAAACUCCCGGAUGGGAUCGGUUUAAGCAGCACAAGCAACGGCUCGAGCCAACUUUCAACAAUGCACAAUCGACCUCUGCGACCAACUCACAUCGGAAGCAUGACUACUCCGAUCGAGAGAAAAAGACGUGAGUUUCAUUUCUGAACGGUUUUGCCUGUACAAAGUUCAAGAAAAUUAUCAAUUUCUCAUCAAAAACUACAAGUUGCCGAAAUCGCUAUUCUGUCAUUGCUCCAUUUUUGAUUCAAAAAAAAUUGAAAUACUUUAUAAUAGUUUUAUUUGAAAAUUCUCGCACUAAACGAGUUUUGUAGCUUCUUUGGGUUUAUCGAUGCAACCUUCGCCUUCAAGAAGAGAUCCUGAACUAGAAGCGGUCGAAAGAAGAUUUCAAGACGCUAAAUUAGAGUCAGGAAGGCUACGAUUGCUAGGUAUACACUAAAGUGUGCAAUGUUGUAAGAUAUUUAAUAAAUAACAGAUAAGGAAAUCAAUAUUUCAAUGGAAGACAUCAACUACGAUGAAUACAGAGAUCGAAUAGGCCAUGGAACGUGUGGAACUGUUUACCGGGUCACUUAUGAUACUCACAUAAUGGCUAUGAAGGUCUGUGUUUUUGUUGAUUUUCAGUGCACAAAAUCUUUCAGAAAAAAAGAUCUUUUUGUAAUUACUGGCAGCCAGAAUGAAAUUUUUUUGAUAUAUGACUUUUUGAAUAUUUUCUCAGAUGUUUUGCUUAAACUUGAAUGAAUUUCCAGACGAUGCAAAAAACACCCGACAAAAACGUGAUUAAACGAAUUCUGCAAGAUCUCGCCGUAACUAUCCGUCAAAUGAACUCUCCUUUUAUUGUCUCUCACUAUGGAUAUAUUAUAGAUGAGGUAAAGCUUUUUUUUCAAUAGAAAGAAGGAACAUAUCAAUUUCAGACAUCUGUGCGAAUAUUCAUGGAGAUGAUGGUGAAAUGCUGCGACCGAUUGCUGCGUCGAUUAGUGCCCGAGAAACGUUCAUUUCCAGAGAGAGUGGCUGGCAGAGUCGCUUACUCAAUGAUUCACGCCCUGGACUAUUUGAAAGAGAAGCAUGUGAGAAAAACUUAAUGAAAUUUUAGAAGUCUUAUGAAAUCAAUCAUUUGUAGAAAGUUAAAGUCGAAUUGCGCAAAGAAAAAAAGUCAACAAUUUUUUUAAUAAUUUAGGAAAAAUUCAAAAUUAUUUUAAAAGAAAAGAUUCUCAACAAGAUCACAAGAGCGUUCGAAGAAAAUAAAAAUAUAGUUUGCCAUGUACAGUAUAUGGGUUUUCUGGGGUCAGCUUUCUAAGAAAAAAAUAGCGGCAUGAUCCAAUUUUUGAUUUUUUUAAAACGAAGAUAAUUACACCUCGAUACGAUUUUUUUAAGAAAAAUGAACUAUCUGGUUUCUAUCAAAAAUUUUUACCAGAAAUUUUUUUAAAAUAUUCAAAAUUUUAAAAUUUUUACCAGAAACUUUGGUAAAUGGUUUUUUUCAAAAUUGAAAGUGUGAAAAAUUUCCUUCCAUUUAAAAAAAUUUAAAAAAAUUAUGAAAUAUCUCCAGGAAAUGAUUCAUCGUGACAUCAAACCAUCAAACAUUCUCUUCGACUGGGACGGUCGAGUGAAACUUUGCGACUUUGGAAUAAGUGGAUAUCUCAUCAACUCGAUUGCGCGCACCGGCACAGCAGGAUGUCCGCCUUACAUGGCUCCAGAACGCCUUGACCCCGAAGUAAUUUCUCUCAAAGUUCUAUUCUUCUAAUACUAAAAGCUUCAACAAAAUAUAUUUGUUCUCUUAUAUAGCUCGGUUCUUUUGUAUAUGAAUGCUCAUAAAAGCCUUAUAAAAAGCGUAAAAUUGAUCAAAUAAUUGUUCCAGCAUAGCUCAAAUUACGACGUCCGAAGUGAUGUUUGGUCCCUAGGUAUUUCAAUAAUCCAGAUGGUCACAGGAAGGUUUGAUUGUUAAAUGCGUUUUCCCUCUAUAAUACAUUUAAAGAUAUCCCUAUGACUACGAUCCAUCAAAAGAAAUAAACACUCUUCUUCGCAUCAGCGACAUGCAAGAACCUCCUCCAAAGUUGGACACAGAAGUAAAACAAGUUCUGAUUGUAUGGUACUAAUUAAAGGCUACAGGACGGCUUCUCUGAAAACUUCGUAAAUUUCGUCGAUUCCUGUUUGGUGAAAGAUUUUCAAUUGAGACCAAAAUAUCAAAAACUCAAGGUAAAUCAAACUAUCAUCAUUGCUCAAUAAAAGUUUUUUUUAGUAUGAUCCCUUCAUUCUGGAACACGAUCCGACUUCGGAAACCUAUAAAAUUUCUGAGGUUUGUGAAUUUCCGAGAAAGCUGAAAGCUUUCAAUUGAAGGAGGAACCAGAUGUGGACGAGGUUGCUCAUUGGCUCAGGAUGGUGGUCAAAACAACGUCACCGGAAAACGAGAAAAUCAUGCUCCCACACACGCCAAAUCCAGUUUCUUGAAGUCCUGAAAUCAGGGGACAAGCUUCCUUCAAAAGUUUUAUCAAAAUUCCCACUUUUUUGGUCCCACCUAGCAAUCCCUUUCUUAUCAUUCGUCUACCUCUGACUCAGUUUUUUUUUGGCCCAGCCCGUACAGUGAUAAAUUUGCCUCAGGCUUUUUUGAUAUUCAUUUUAACAGUUUUCUGCUCCACAAAACUUCAGCUUCAUUUUAAAUUUUUUAAGUUGAUUUGUUUGGCAUGAAUGAUCUUUCGAUAAUCUGUGGUGCUUUGAAGCUCUCAGUUUUUUGUUGUAAUAAAAUCCAUUUUUCAUCAGCGCAUAUUCGUCAUUUCUUAGAAAAGGAAUAAUUGAUUCGAUACUUUUGAAUUUGCAUCUCCAAAGUUGCCCUUUCAUCUUUUUUUUUAGAGCACUAUGGUUAAGAAGCGUAAGUUACAAAGAAUUUUUUGUUUGGCGUUCAGUCUGGCGUUCAGUUUUCGAACUGAAGAUCAAAAAUGAUGUUGUUCCGGACGAAAAGGACGAAAAUGUUUUCAAAAACUCUGGGAAACUGACUAUUGCAGGUAUACCUGGAAAUUAUCCGGAAAGUUUUAAUUUUUUUCUGUAAAAAUAAAUUUUUUUAUACUUUUUGAAAGAAUCAAUAUUGACUGGAAAAAAAUUUUUCUCAAUACGCUUGUAUCAGAAUGUUUUUUUGCACAUUUUUUUAUUGAACCGUUCAGAUGUGACCUAUGAAUCUGUAAGCAUUGAUCAAUUGAAAAGUGAGCUGUGCGGAUUCCUUGGAAGUGGUGUCAGCGGAAAGGUAGAAACAAGGUCGUUCAAUGGCUAUAAAAUGGCCGUCAAAGUAAGUUCUGAAUCGAAAAAGUCAAAAACUGAUAUACUCAGAAAUUUUCAAGUUUUUACAGUAAAAUACAGAUUAUGAAUUCGACAAGUGUGCCAGAAGAGGAGAAGAAAAGAAUGAUUCGAGAACUCGAAGCUCUACCAAUCUGUAAGGAGCCAUUCGUUGUGACUUACUACGGAUACAUCAUCACCAGAAAUCUCGAUGUAACCUUUCAAAUAAUUGUAUUUGAAUAUGAGAGUUUUUUUCAGCAAAACACAAUCUACAUAUGCAUGGAAAUGAUGGCAUAUUCGUGUCAGAAACUCGUUGAAUUGGCGAAAAGUUUGGAAAUUACUAUACCGGAAAUUGUUCUCGGGCGAAUAGCAUGUUCAGUUGUCCGAGCGCUCAGUACAUUGAGAGCAAAACACGUGGGGACUAAUUGAAAUUUUUCCUUACCUUUUCUGCCGCAGGCGAUCAUUCAUAGAGACAUCAAACCUUCUAACAUUUUGCUUGAUAACGACGGCCGAGUCAAAAUUUGCGAUUUCGGGCUUUCUGGAAAUUUGACUGCUUCUAAGAAAGCCUAUUCAAGGGACGCUGGGUGUCCUUCUUACAUGGCUCCCGAGAGACUUCAGUUCGGUUCGGCUGCUCCUUCGAGCUCCAAGAAACCUGGAGUCAGUUUGAAGCUUUUUUUUUCACGCAAACAGCAUGAAUUAUAGUAGAAUUUUAUACGGUUCUGACUCAGGAUCAGUUGACAUAGACAGAUUCUAGGAGGAAAAAAAAUUGUAGGCUAUGAAAAUUCAUCAAAAAUUGCUUUUCAACAAUCUUCAAUCUGACAGACGACGAAGUCCUCGCAAAUAAUAAGCCAUCUAUUUCCACUUCAAACGUUGAAAUUUUUUGCUUUUCAUGUAAGAAGAGGUUGCAGCAAAUCAAAUUAAAAAUAAAAUCUGUAAUCUUUGUUUUUAUUACCACGCGCAUGGGAUAACAGGAGCAAACAUAAAAAAAAAUCUCAAAAACUGAACUCAGGGUAAGUUCUCCUUUUGAACCCCAAUGUUCAAAUUCAAUAUGCUAGUUUUUAUUCUAAUAUUUUUGAGAUGUAUGAUGAUAACGCUUACGACGAACGAAGUGAUAUUUGGUCUUUGGGUAUUUCUCUACACGAAGCAGCUAGUUUGAAGUUUUUUUUUCUCAUUUCCCGAAAAUCACAAUACUAGAAAUCUUUAAGGCUACCAUUCGACAAUUCGUUUUUUGGUGUGGCUCAAAAAGCUCCUGAACCCUUAGCCUUGGUUUUCAAAGCAAUCUGAGAAAGCACGAAUCAUUAUUUAGGAUCGAUUCUCUACGAACUUGAGCAGUUUUGUUCAGAUGUGCACAAUACCAGAAAUGGAGAAUCGCGCAAAAUAUGCAGAUUUGGAGGUCCCUCUCUCUGCGAAUGCAGCAACAUUUCAGCGAUUUUCAGAAACACGACUUUUUCCUGGAGCAUGAUCGUCCGAUUGAAAAUAUUGGUCACGAGUACGAUGCAGUUGGGCGUUGGCUAGAUGAAUUGCAAGAGCGUCAGUCAAAACGCAAUUUUCGUAGCUUUCCGAACACAAAAUUCUAA